Messenger RNA from Glossina fuscipes, 1356 nucleotides. RefSeq lists its product as uncharacterized. The transcript has 3 exons. Lineage: Eukaryota; Metazoa; Arthropoda; Insecta; Diptera; Glossinidae. The record is from RefSeq and is a predicted model, not a curated record. The coding region runs from base 223 to 723 and encodes 166 amino acids. Gene Ontology annotation, molecular function: protein binding.
UUUAUUCUUUCACGUUUCAUUCUGCUUUCUUAUGACGGCAAUAAAAUUACAGUUGCUCUUAGUUGAUAAUUAACCGAGCAGAAGCUAAUCAUUCUUAUUAUUCAACUGCAGUUAAUGUUAUAUUGCCUAGUUGGGAUAGUCACCUAAUCUGCGGAAAAUACGUUGUUGAGAAGAAAACUGUGUUAAAAAUUAUAGAUAAAUAAUAAUAAGAACAAGAAAAAAAUGGAGGAAUGUCGUACGCCUACCAUGCGGUGCUGUCACGAAUUUAAGUUUAAUAGUAGUCCUUUCAAUUCAUGCCUCCAGGAAGCACACAUUUUUAAUCAAAUGUGCUGUUCCACUCCUAAGCAUAUGGACAUGAACAAUUUUGAACUUCAGACAUCUAUGAUUAGCCCGUUGGAAGGGCUUAAUAAAUCAACAUUUUCACUCAGCCCAAAUUUUUCGCCGGUUGCAUCCACCAGCAAUAACUUGAGUCCAGAAUACGCCAGUCAUCACAGUUUGAUUAAAAGUAUUCUGAACAGUAAUAUAACGGUUCACUUGCUGCUUAAAUAUGUGGGCUUAGAAGCUUAUGCUGAUUAUUUUGAAGAAUGCGGUAUCGAUAUCAAUGAUUUCAUGAAAUUAAAGCGCCAUGAUUUACAGAAAUUUGGUAUCAUGCCAGAAGUUGAUUGCGAUCGAAUUGAAAAGUUUCUUGAAGAUUUGAAUUUUAGUGAAAAGGAGGAAAUUUAGGCUUUCGUAUGAGAAAAAGUUUUUAAAUAAAUUUUCCGUCAGAAUUGCGGUUUACGAAAAUUAUGGUUUUUUUUUCAUUUUUAGGUUAUGUGUUUAGUUAAUUCUGCAUGUAAAUAAUGUUGUGUUGUACAUUUUAAAAUUUUAGAAAUCACGCCAUACGGGUCGACCUGAAGUUAAAAAGAAUACAUCAGCACGCUUGCAACAUAUUUUUGAACGCAAAGCAAAUAAAUUAUAUUUGAAAGCAACCCAGACCUUGGAGCAAUCUACCGGUAUAUCUAUUAAAAAAGCAACGUCGCAUUCGGAUCAUUUGUCUUCUGAAGAGUUUGCUGAUGGCGACCAAGAACUGGAUAAAUAUCUGGUCAUGCUAUUGGGCUUGCAGCGGCUUUUGAAUUGGGAAAGAGCCCUUAUGCAAGAGAUUAUACCCAAUUCGAAGCAUGCUGACGUCUUCGCCAAGCUUGCCUAUAAGUCAAUCGAUAUGGUUGUCAAAGAUGCCGAAGCUAUUACUAAUCGUAUCAUGCUUUGUAUUUCUCGUAAAGAGUGGACAUCGGCUUUGGGUAUAUUUUCAGCAUUGAAAAGAGUAAUUUUAUUACAGCCAGAUAUCGACCGUACAUACGACGUUCAACAGAGGGAGCA